UCCGUCAAGAGCGCUCCAGCAGAAACGGCACGGCUUGUCAAGAGCUGUGAAGAGACAACCUCACAAGGCGGUCGGGACAACACGAAGUCGUGGCUGUGUCGUUUUUUUGUUUUGUUUUCCUACUAUGGCUGACCAUCUUUUACAUUAUAAUGACUCAGCUGGGGUUGGGAACCGAUUCGCCCGCAAAGGUGCUUUGCGGCAGAAAAAUGUGCAUGAAGUGAAAAACCACAAAUUUAUUGCGAGGUUUUUCAAGCAGCCGACGUUCUGCAGCCACUGUACAGACUUCAUAUGGGGAUUUGGGAAGCAAGGAUUUCAAUGCCAAGUGUGUUGUUUUGUGGUUCACAAACGCUGCCAUGAGUUUGUCAGCUUCUCGUGUCCUGGAGCCGACAAGGGCCCUGACACAGACGACCCCAGAAGCAAGCACAAGUUCAAGAUCCACUCGUACGGCAGUCCCACCUUCUGCGACCACUGUGGCUCGCUGCUGUACGGGCUCAUCCACCAAGGGAUGAAAUGUGACACCUGCGACAUGAACGUGCACAAGCAAUGCGUGGUCAACGUGCCAAGCCUGUGUGGGACGGACCACACAGAGCGUCGGGGCCGUCUCUUCCUCAAGAUCGAGGUCAGCGGGGACAGGCUACACGUCACAGUGGGUGAAGCCAGGAACCUGAUUCCUAUGGAUCCAAAUGGUUUGUCAGACCCAUAUGUUAAACUCAAGCUAAUCCCAGACCCAAAGAAUGAGACCAAACAGAAGACCAGGACCAUCCGUUCAUCUCUCAACCCCUGCUGGAACGAGUCCUUCACCUUUAAACUGAAAGCAUCAGAUAAGGACCGCCGUCUGUCCAUCGAGGUGUGGGACUGGGACCGGACCACCAGGAACGACUUCAUGGGCUCCAUGUCGUUUGGAGUGUCCGAGCUCAUCAAAGCUCCAACGUGUGGAUGGUACAAGAUGCUGAACCAGGAGGAGGGAGAGUACUACAACGUUCCCAUCCCUGAGGUGGACGACAUCAACCUGGAGCUCCGACAGAAGUUUGAGAAAGCCAAGCUGGGCCACGGUAAGAAAGUGAUCACGCCGUCAGACCACCGGCGGUUCAGCCUGCCUUCGGGUAACAUGGACCGGGUUCGACUUAGCGACUUCAACUUCCUGGCCCUGUUGGGGAAGGGCAGCUUCGGCAAGGUGAUGUUGGCAGAGAUGAAGUCAACGGAGGAGCUGUACGCCAUCAAGAUCCUGAAGAAAGACGUGGUGAUCCAGGAUGACGAUGUUGAAUGUACAAUGGUGGAGAAGAGGGUCUUGGCCCAGAGAGACAAACCGCCCUUUCUCACGCAGCUCCACUCCUGCUUCCAGACUGUGGAUCGGCUGUACUUUGUGAUGGAGUACAUUAACGGAGGAGAUCUCAUGUAUCAUAUCCAGCGUAUGGGCAAGUUCAAGGAGCCACAGGCAGUGUUUUAUGCUGCAGAGAUUGCUGUCGGUUUGUUUUUCUUGCACCGAAAGGGAAUCAUCUACAGGGAUCUGAAGCUCGACAACGUGAUGCUGGACUCUGAGGGCCACAUCAAGAUAGCUGACUUUGGCAUGUGUAAGGAGAACAUGUAUGAAGGCAUGACCACACGUACCUUCUGCGGCACUCCGGACUACAUCGCACCAGAGAUUAUAGCAUAUCAGCCCUAUGGGAAAUCAGUCGACUGGUGGGCUUAUGGAGUUCUUCUGUAUGAGAUGCUGGCAGGACAGCCGCCAUUUGAUGGAGAAGAUGAGGACGAGCUCUUCCAGUCCAUCAUGGAGCACAAUGUGUCCUACCCAAAGUCCAUGUCAAAAGAAGCUGUGUCCAUCUGCAAGGGACUGAUGACCAAACACCCAUCAAAGCGUCUCGGCUGUGGUCCAGAGGGGGAGAGGGACAUCAGAGAGCAGGCAUUCUUCAGACGCAUCGACUGGGAACGCCUGGCCAACAGAGAGAUCCAGCCGCCAUUUAAACCCAAAGUGUGCGGCAAAGGAGCAGAAAACUUCGACAAGUUUUUCACACGCACCCAGCCCGUGCUGACCCCUCCCGACCAGCUGGUCAUCGCCAACAUCGACCAGAGUGAGUUUGCCGGCUUCUCCUACAUCAAUCCUCAGUUCAUCCAUCCAUCCCUGCACAGCGUGGUAUGAGGAGGGUGCGGAGAGUGAAAAAGCAUGGACUGUCACUGAAUACAGGACCCUUCCAAACUCCGUCGAACGUCCCGCUGUUAACAGACUCAUACCAUCCUCUGAAAUGUUCUGUCUACUAGUUAUCAAUAUCUGUGUACAGAAACAACCGUGGAGAGAGAAGCUAAGCGUUAAAAUGAUGUUACGUACAAUCUGAAGUGAGCGAAAAAGCAUACGGCACUGAUAUUUUUGCAUCAUUUCCCCAAACAUGUCAUGAUGUGUUCUUUAUUCUAAAUCUAUAUCUGUGUUUCCCCAAACCUGCAGCCUUUUUCUCGUGUAUGAAUGUGUCUCAGUAACAGUUAUUAGGUAUUAAACAUGCAAGCUCCUUCUCAACCCUCUUAUGUUCCCCAUCUCACUACGCAACGAGCUGCAAUGCACUACAAGAACGGAACCUAUUUUUCUGCUCUGUCCCGGCUUUAUCUACUUCUGAACUGCUACACGUGUAUAUUAUAUAUUUAUAUACUCAAAAAAAAGAGGUAGUAUACUGUUACAUGAGUGCCAAAGUAGAAGUGGAGGAAAACAUUUCUGUUGCAGUUCUUAAACCCUUGUAAUGUUUUCCCCAUCUGGCCCUCCCAACAGUGUCAACACAAUAAAACCCCCUACCCAGGGACCAUUUAUAUCUGUCGUUUUGUAGGACGUGGAACUGCAGUAUAUCCGACUCAACAUAGAGAAAGAGAAGCACAUUCUUCUUACAGUUAUACGCCGUCUGGGCCUUUUCAAUGCAGUGGAUGUUGCCCUUCAGUGGGUGAAUGCAGGAUAUACGGUCAGAAAACUGUGGAUCAAAGAGACGGUAUUUUAAAGUAUAGAGAUGUUAUUUCCAUAUGCACUAAACAGAUCUCUGUUGCAUGCUUAUUUUCUGACUCUGUAUGAGCAGUAGACUCUAGGAUGCAGUACACGUCUGGUA
This is a messenger RNA of Xiphias gladius (swordfish), 3077 nucleotides long. It is a transcript of the gene prkcab, whose product is annotated as protein kinase C, alpha, b. The transcript has 17 exons. Gene Ontology annotation, biological process: protein phosphorylation. NCBI's taxonomy places the organism in Eukaryota, Metazoa, Chordata, Actinopteri, Istiophoriformes, Xiphiidae. The record is from RefSeq and is a predicted model, not a curated record. Bases 125 to 2137 code for a protein of 670 amino acids. Gene Ontology annotation, molecular function: zinc ion binding; diacylglycerol-dependent serine/threonine kinase activity; ATP binding.